Molecule: messenger RNA, 552 nt
Organism: Peronospora matthiolae
Lineage: Eukaryota; Oomycota; Peronosporomycetes; Peronosporales; Peronosporaceae
Source: the annotation of a GenBank genome assembly
AUGGACGCCUCCUCCCUCCGCAUCUCCAAGUUCGAUGGAACUAACUUCCACGCCUGGAAGUUCAAGAUGCAGAUGGUGCUUGAGGAGCAAGACCUAUGGGAGGUCGUCUGCGGGGAGAUCAAGGCGGAACAGUGCGAGACUCAGUUGGACCAAGCGACGUACAAGAGGAAGUCAAGAAAGGCGAUGGCAGUGAUCUGUCUAGCCAUGGAAGAUUCCCAGCUACCGUUGGUCCGGUCGGCAAGUGGUGCAUGCGACGCAUGGUCAAGGUUGGAAGACCACUUCGAGAAGAAGAGUCUUGCCAACAAGCUGUUCUUGCGCCGUCGCUUCUUCACAACUAUGAUGGAAGAAGGUGAUGAUGUGCUCGAACACAUCAACAAGCUCAAGACGCUGGCGGAACAGCUAGAAGCGGUGGGGGCUCCAGUCUGCGAGGACGAUCUGGUGAUCACACUUCUCGGCAGCCUGAGUGACUCGUAUCAAUUCUUGAUCACAGCUUUGGAGUCGCGCUCAGACACUCUUAGCUGGGGAGCUCGUGACAUCUCGACUGCUUCAUGA